UAGAAAUCGGAGUUAUCAGGAGUAGUCUAGUAGUUCUAUCACGCAGCUAAUAGUAGGACAGUAAGCGGCAGUGCUCUGGAAAGUAUCUUUACGCAUGCAUCGACCCCCAGACCAGGGGAUGGCUGGCAAGCCGUUCCGGGCAACCUACAUAUGGAGCAGCAUCAUCAACAACAUGCAGAUGCGUGUGGAGGUGAAACGGAGGAGACACAACCUCAAGACCUACGAGGACUGCUUUCUGGGGUCCGAGGCGGCGGAUGUGGUUCUGGCUCAUAUCAUCCAGAGCAAGUUCUGUGGAGAUGCCGAGGUUCCCCGGACCAAGGCAGUGCGCCUGUGUCAGGCUCUAAUGGACUCCCGGGUGUUCGAGGCGGUUGGAACGAAGGUGUUUGGAAAGGAGAAGAGGAAAGUCACCUUUGAAGACAGCAGCUGCAGCCUGUACAGGUUUCUGAAUACACAAACCCCAACCACAAACUCUGAAACUAUUGAGAAUGGAUAUCACUCUCCUAAUAAACAGAGGGACAGUUACAUAUCGCCAUCGAGAAGGCCGGACGAUCAGGUGAGCUCAAACAUCUCCCCUGUUAAAACGGACAAGACUUUGGAAGAUGUUCUAGGAAAUUUCAACUUUAAAACAAUUACACCUCAAAUGAUUGAUUUGGGGUUAUCACAAGAGUUGGUGGAUGAAGUCUGGCAGCAGCAGACCGUGCUGAGGCUGCUGCAGCUGAUAGAGCUCCCCCUACUGGAGAGUCUGCUGGAGGGUCGCGAGAAACCCCGUCCCUACCUCCACGGCAUGGACAGCGACCCCGACCUGCUCUACACCAGCAACUAUGUGGACCGUGAGAUCCUCAAAGCCUUCAGCGAAUCACAGGCGGAUAACUGGCUCUCAGCGGCUGUGGACUGCCUGGAGUUCCUCCCUGAUCAGCUGGUGGUGGACGUGAGCCGAGGGCUGCCCAAGUGCUCGGACGAUCCAGACGACUGCAAGCGGCUGAUCUACAGAGUGCUGGUGCAGCACUAUGGCGAGCCGCAGUACCCGCCUCUGCUCAGCAACCAUGUGUUCGACAUUCACAGCGGCAUCUCGGAGCUACUUGUGAAUGGGAAGCAGGAGCAGGCUUUGGAGGCCCUGCAGCUGUGUCUGAAGCUCCAGGACUCACACAGUCGAGAGGAACUACGCAGACUGCUACGCUUCAUGGCAGCAGCUUCCCAACCGCAGGAGGUGAAGUUACACAAGGAGAUCGAUAACAGGAUGGCAGUGAAGAGGGCUUUCUCGAGUGCCAUUGUUUACAGUUCACGACUCGCCAAGGGGAAGGUUGACCUCAUGGUACUGUUCAUGGUGGACAAGCACUGUGACCUUUUUAAGAUCCCAGUGUCCUUGCACAAGCUUGUCAGUGAUAAGAUGACAAACAUCAUCAAGAAAAAAGACCCAGAUGUGAUAACGGGGUCAGCUUACUGCAGGAGAAUCCCAGGACAGGCUUACGCAGAGACAAUCAAGAAAACUACCAAUGAUGAGCUGUGGGCCCUACUCAAAACCAUUCAUGAGAACCCCAAACUCUCGGUGAAGGAGAAGAAACGUCUGCUCGGACAGUUCUACAGAGGCCACCCAGAGAUCUUUGUGGAGUAUUUUGGAUCCAGACUGUCAACUGUCGAUCUGUAGAAACAAUUGUAAAUGAUCAUUUCUGUAUAUAUGUUGUAAAAAAUGUAAAGUUACUGUAAAUUGUUGUGUACAUGUUUGUAUAUAAAUCACUGAUGCACUGAUAAAUG
Molecule: messenger RNA, 1752 nt
Organism: Clupea harengus (Atlantic herring)
Lineage: Eukaryota; Metazoa; Chordata; Actinopteri; Clupeiformes; Clupeidae
Gene: depdc7a
Product: DEP domain containing 7, paralog a
Biological process (GO): intracellular signal transduction
Source: RefSeq, a predicted model, not a curated record